Molecule: messenger RNA, 3007 nt
Organism: Hyaena hyaena (striped hyena)
Lineage: Eukaryota; Metazoa; Chordata; Mammalia; Carnivora; Hyaenidae
Gene: SNN
Product: stannin
Exons: 2
Coding region: 171-434 (87 amino acids)
Cellular component (GO): mitochondrial outer membrane
Source: RefSeq, a predicted model, not a curated record
CCGGACCGGGCUGGCUGGCGGGCGGAGCCGGGCCCGCGGGGCUGCUGCCGGGGCGAUCGGGCCGGGCUGCGGGCGGCGCCAUGGGCUCUGGUGUCCAGCCUGAGUUCCAGCCUCGCUGAGCCGACCGCCCUACGAGCUUCCUCCUGCGGGAGUCUCCCCCGGCACCGACCAUGUCUAUUAUGGACCACAGCCCCACCACGGGCGUGGUCACGGUCAUUGUCAUCCUCAUUGCCAUCGCGGCCCUGGGGGCCCUGAUCCUGGGCUGCUGGUGCUACUUGCGGCUGCAGCGCAUCAGCCAGUCGGAAGACGAGGAGAGCAUCGUGGGGGAUGGCGAGACCAAGGAGCCCUUCCUGCUGGUGCAGUACUCGGCCAAGGGACCGUGCGUGGAGAGGAAGGCCAAGCUGACCCCCAACGGCCCGGAAGUCCACGGCUGAGCAGGGAUGCAGAGGCCCCCAGGCCUGGGUGCAGCCAGUGGAGAGGCGGGGGUGGGGUGAAGCCUCGGCCACGGCCGCUGAGAGGAAGGGCUGACGCUUACUGGCAUGGCCUCGCCGGGCCCCGUCACCGCAUGCACGGCCUCCCGGGUCCUGGCCGUCCUGAGCCAGGACUCGGCGGCCCUGGGCACCCCCUCAGCCUCCUGGUGGGACUGCCCAUUGCAGGCAGUGGGCAGGCCUGACCUCGCCGGGGCUCACGACCCUAUAGCGCUUUUGUUACUUGAAUGUUUAGCUGAGCCUGUUUUUGACGGAGCUACUACUGUAACGCGUGAACUCACCAACCUGUGAACUGUAAAUAGGCCCUGGAAGCAUGUGCUUAAAGCCUUUUUUGCUGAGUUUUAAAAAUACCACGUAGAGCACAUGGGACUGACCGUGCGACUGUUAUCGCACAACGAUAAGCUGACUCAAGGCUCUGGGGGGUGGGGGUGGGGGUGGGGGUCUGGGACAUGGAAGGGCCCACAGUGCACUGGGCGGGGGUCUCUAAUCCACGGGCACCUGCAGGCUGAGGACAAGCGUCCUGGCUCAGCAGCGGGUGCUGUGGGGAUUUCUGCUUGGCUAGCAAUGGGUGGAGGAACCACACCCCCCUGCUUCGGUCGCUAAAUACCAGUUCCCGUUGAGAGUGGAGUUACUGCAAGGAAGCCACUGCCGCCGCCUGCGAGCCGGUGAAGGACAAGUCAGGGCACCCGUCCGGAGGGCUGCCGGGCGGCUUAGGCGGAGCAGUUAACACCCCUCCCCCCCCCAGCCUGUGCUGUCCCCACCCACCAUCACUUAGCACAGGCUUCGCUGAGAACACCAGAGCCUGUGGCCUCGACCUUUAUCGCAAACCCAGCCAGCCCAGGAAAAAGGAAAUCGUGUUUUCUUGUUUGUUGCCGUAUUUAAUAUUUUCUGCACUGGAGGGUGGGGGGAGGGGACUUUGAGGGGUUUUUUUUUCUUCCCCUUUCACAUGUUCGUUUGUUUCCUUUCUUCUCGGAGUACCAGCCACCUGCUGGGUCCCGGACUUCUUUCCCCAGUGGGCCACCUAGGAGAGUUCCCCCAACCCUGUUCGGAGAGCCCUGAGUGCAGCCAAGGGUCACCUGCCUGACAGCCAGCUGUCAGCGAGGUGGGCGCCUUGGGGAGGGCGCGGGGCGGGGAGAGGGAGCGUCAGGUCCAUGACUGGGUUUCUGUGAAGAGGAGGCGCCGUGGCUCUCUGGUAGGGCCGGCACCCCCACAGCCUGCAUCCCGAAGGCGUCCCACUUCGGUGAACUUGCUAAUUGUUCAUCCCACCGCCUGGAGCGCACCCUCAGCUAUCACGAUUAAAACGAAGCUUGUGUCGGCAUCCUUCGUAAUAAACUGGGGGCCAGCCCGGGCUUCGCCAGCCUCCCCCCACCCGUACCCCCUCACAGCUCUGACCUGCUCAGGCUGGCUGAGGCUUCUCUGGCCUCACCAAGUCUCCUCUGCAAAGAAUGCUGAACUAAUCUACUUUCUAGAACCCCAAGGAAGCAGCUUAGGGAACACUUCAUCUUAGCAGCACUUAACCUGGGGAUCAGACUUGGUGUAUCAGCUUGGGGGUAGGGAGAAGGGUAGCUCUCUAGCAAUGUGAGCUGAAGGUGGGCUUAUGAUGCCCCGGGGGGGCUACUGAGGAGCCCCUGCCAGGCAGCUGGGCUUUACGUAGCCCAGGAGAAGCCCAGGAGAAAAGUCAGCCCCUAAGUGGGGACGGCCAAGCCUGAGAAGUCAGGCAGGAGACCCUCGGAGCCCCCGUGGGCCGGAGGCGGCCAGCAGGUUCUACGAUGCCCCAUGGAAGAUCGGGGACGGCUGGCUUCCUGCUGAAGGGCCCUCCCAACAAACGCAGAAGGUGUAGGGGUGUUUGAAACGUUCCCCUGGCAUUUCGGAACUUACAGGCCUUCUACCUUGCCUGCCCGCAGCACACAUCCAGGCUGUCUCCGUGGGGAGCUGAGGACCCCCUGGGGCUGACCCUGACCCUGGUCUUCCCCGUGAGGUUUUGGUUCUGAAACUUCCCCUUCCCCCUGGGUUUCCUGGUGGUUGCUGGAUCCCACCACGCCCGGCUGCCAGGGACAGUGCCCUGCAGGGGGCGGUGGGUGCUGGGUCAGGGUCACGGGCACAGCAGGGCACCAGCGGGGCAGGGCUCUGCGGGGCCAGUGGGAGUGCCUGGAGAGGCUGACAACCACCACACUUCCUAUCAAGAGCUAUUUUUUUUUUAAGGGUAGACGCCAGAACCACACGCUCACGCGGCUUAGUUAUGACCUCUGAUUGCAUUCUUUCUGAAUAGCACGACUGCGGUGUUCAGUUCUUCCGGCCGGCCAGGCAACCAGCCUCUCAUCCCGCACGUCCUCACCGAAGCAGCAAUAGGGGACGGGGAGGGAACUCGGGACACUGAGCCACUGAAGUGCGGACCAGCUUUUCAGACCAGCCUUCAGAUGGACUGUGCUACUGUUUCCGUCUCAAAGCUACCAAGUCUGUGCAAUAAGUGGAAGGGAUGUCAUCCCUGUUCAAUAAACGCUGAAUGACAUUCAACGUGA